Messenger RNA from Xyrauchen texanus (razorback sucker), 1596 nucleotides. RefSeq names its product N(G),N(G)-dimethylarginine dimethylaminohydrolase 1-like. NCBI's taxonomy places the organism in Eukaryota, Metazoa, Chordata, Actinopteri, Cypriniformes, Catostomidae. Bases 238 to 894 code for a protein of 218 amino acids. The transcript has 5 exons. The record is from RefSeq and is a predicted model, not a curated record. Gene Ontology annotation, biological process: arginine metabolic process; positive regulation of nitric oxide biosynthetic process. Gene Ontology annotation, molecular function: dimethylargininase activity; amino acid binding.
UGCGUGUCUGGAGCCCGUGACGUCAUCACCGCGCUGUUUGUUCUUCUCCGGAUCAGAGCUCGAGCUGUCAGCGUACACAAUCGAGACCGGGAAAAACAACAACAAACGAGUCCGUAAACAAACCGCGCACAGUUUUUGUAACGACAGGCUCUCGGUGCAACGGUUCGCGACCCUCUCGACGCUUUUAACUCCGUGAGUGAGGAGCUGCAGCGGUGGAAACACGCGUGGAAGUCAAACAUGGCGGGACUGAUGAACGGAUUCGGUUGCUUCACGCACGCCGUGGUUCGCGGGAUCCCGCAGUCUUUGGCGAGAGAAGCGCUCAGGAGCGGCAGUCUGGAGGUGGACCUGCUCAAAGCGCAGGAGGAACACGAUGAGUACGUGUCGGUCCUGAAGCACCGGCUCGGGCUGGAGGUGAUCGAGCUGCCCGCGGAUGAGACGCUGCCGGACUGCGUGUUUGUGGAGGAUGCUGCGGUGGUGUGCGGUGACACGGCGCUCAUCACCAGACCCGGAGCUGAAAGUAGACGAAAAGAGACGGAAGCCAUGAAGAAAGCAUUGAUUGAGCUCGACCUGAACAUUGUCGAGAUGGCCGAUGAAUCCGCCACGCUGGACGGAGGAGACGUCCUGUUCACAGGUCGCGAGUUUUUCGUGGGAUUAUCCAAGAGGACCAAUCAGAGAGGAGCAGAGAUUCUGGCCGACACGUUUAAGGACUAUGCCGUGUCCACGAUCCCGGUUCUGGACAGACUCCAUCUGAAGAGUUUCUGCAGCAUGGCCGGACCGGGUCUCAUCGCGAUCGGCUCGAGCGAACCCGCCCAGAAAGUCUUAAAGAUUCAAAAGAACCAGUUCAUAAGAGUCACUGGUAGUGCUGUGUAUUUCACACUAGAGGUCGACCAAUAGUGGAUUUCACCGUUACCGAUAACAAUAUAAAAAAUAUAAAAUAUAACUAAUAUUAGAAUUUUUAAUUCAGCUGGUUUUUAAAUUUAGUAGAGCAGCGAUAUUCCCAGAUAGCAGUGGUGUGUGGCUGAACUCGGUGGUGAAGCGGCUCAGAUUAUGAGCACAGGUCAGGGGCUGUUCAAUCAGACGAAACACAAGAGACUGAAACCAAACGCGAGGAUCUCGAGACUGACACACGUUUCCUGACGAAGCAUUUAAACAACCCAUUGCUUAAUCUGAGAAACACUUCUAAGAUACAGACGCAACAGCCAGAGACGUCCACCAACUGUAAGGGGCUGUUCACACCGGACACUGUUGCAAUCAUCCAUUAGUUUUUCUAUGUAAACACUCGCUAGACGAACGUCUUUUGUUUCACUUUGUUUUUGUUUAUUCAGCGUCUCGUGCAGGAGUGUGACGAUGUGUCUUAUUAAAAAUAACUUUAAAAGCAUCUUGAGACAUCUUAAAUCUGUUAAACUGUAUUUGUUGCGCUGUGUGUCUAGACCGUUUUAGCAAGAAUGUGAUCGAUCUGAAAUCAUCGUAUUACAGUGAGAAUAAUUAUUUUUAAUCAGAUGUGUUUCUGAACACACACACACACACACGCGCACACACACACACAUAUAAACACACACGCACACACACACACACAUAUAAACACACACACACACA